GACGCGGUCCGGACUGUCCAGUGGCUGGGGGUGCAGGGAGAGCAGGCUCCGGCGAGCCGAGCCCUCCGGGCGCUGACCGCCUGCGGUCAUGGAGGACGAGCAACCCGACAGCUUGGAGGGCUGGGUGCCGGUCCGCGAGGACCUUUUCGCCGAGCCCGAGCGGCACCAGCUGCGCUUCCUCGUGGCCUGGAACGACGUGGAGGGCAAGUUCGCUGUGACUUGUCACGACCGCACGGCGCAGCGGCGGCGGCGCGAGGGGAGCCAGCCCGGGCCCGAGCUGGUGUCCGAGCCCGUGUCCGAGGCCGCCGCGCCCCCGCCCAGCUGGGCAGGCCUGCUCUCGGCCGCCGGGCUCCGCGGCGCGCACCAGCAGCUGGCGGCGCUGUGGCCGCCGCUGGAGCGCUGCUUCCCGCUGCUGCCGCCGGAGCUGGACGCGGGCGGCGGCGGGGCCUGGGGCCUGGGGCUCGGGCUGUGGACGCUGGUAUGGCCGGCGCGCACGGACCCCGGCGAGGCGGCGCUGCAGGAGCUGUGCGGGCAGCUGGAGCGCUACCUGGGCCAGGCGGCCGACGGCUGCGGCGGCGCCGCGGUGCGCGACGCGCUCUUCCCCGCCGAGGGAUGCGCGGCCGACUGCGAGAGCCCGCGCGAGUUCCGGGAGCGGGUCCUGCGCGCUCGGCGGGACGAGGCAGGGGCGCGGCUGCGCCAGGUGCUUCAAGGGCAUGAAAAAGCCAACACCAUGGUAGCGUUAAUGAAAGUGUAUCGAGAGGAAGAUGAAGCAUACCAGGAAUUAGCUACUGCGGCAACCGUGUUCUUCCAGUAUUUACUGCAGCCAUUCAGGGAUAUGCGAGAACUUGCAACUUCAUGUAAGCUUGCUAUUUUGAAGUCCUUGGAUGAGGAUGGUCUGGGUCCUAAAAGGAUAGUUGCCCUGCAGAAGGAAGCCCAAGAAUGGACCAGACGGGCUGAAGAAGCUAUAGUCUCAAUUCAAGAUAUUACAGUGAAUUAUUUUGAAAAAACAGUAGAAGCAUUAGCAGGAAUGCAGAAACAAAUGGCACAGGAUGAGAAGAGAUUUGGCCAGGCUGCCUGGGCCACAGCAACUCCCAGGUUAGAAAAACUCAAGCUGAUGUUAGCUCGGGAGACUCUGCAACUCAUGAGAGCCAAAGAGUUGUGUUUAAAUCACAAAAGAGCUGAAAUUCAGGGAAAGAUGGAAGAUCUUCCAGAACAAGAAAAAAAAAUAAAUGUUGUAGACGAAUUAGAAAUACAGUAUUAUGAAGUUCAGUUAGAACUAUACGAGGUUAAAUUUGAGAUAUUAAAAUAUGAAGAAAUACUGCUUGUUACACAGUUGGACUCUAUUAAAAGACUUAUAAAAGAUAAACAGGAUGAAGUUAUCUAUUACGAUCCGUGUGAAAAUCCAGAGGAACUUAAAGUCAUGGAUCAUGUAAUGGGGCUGCAGGAUGAUAAGAAUUUGGAGGUGAAGGAACUCAGCCGGCAGUGCCAGCAGCUGGAAUCUAAACGGGGCAGGAUCUGUGCCAGAAGAGCCCGUCUCAGGAACAGAAAGGAUCAAUGCAAAGAAAAUCAUCGACUCAGAUUGCAACAGGCUGAAGAAAGCAUAAAAUAUUUUCAUCAGCAUCAUAGCGUUCAGAGGAAAAGAGACCAGAAAAAAGAGGAGGCACAAAAGAAAAAAGAAUGGAUAAACCAAGAACGCCAAAAAACACUCCAACGAUUGAGAGCAUUUAAAGAGAGAUGUCCAGGUCGCUCUGUCCUAAAGAGCUCUCGCUCACAACCUGUGGCUCCACACCUGCCGAGUGGACUUCCCCAGCAGACAUCCCCUCCGACUUCUCAGAUGACGGCGGUGAUCCCUCCGUCCUCGAGGAAAACCAGAAGCACUCCCUUAUCUGAAGUUAGUAACGUGAUAACCCCUGAGCAUGAAGACUAUGCUAGAAACAUCCCUGUCCAGACUUUUGUUCCAGUUGGUGCCCAUACACACUGCAGAUCAAGUGAGGAGUUGUCUCUGCCGCCGCCACCACCACCAACGUCACUGCCACCACCGCCGCCGCCGUCACCGCCACCACCUCCUCCACCACCGCCACCGUCACUGCCACCACCUCCUCCACCGCCGCCACCGUCACUGCCACCACCUCCUCCACCGCCGCCGCCGCCGCCACCACCACCACCACCACCACCGCUGCCCCUCCCUGCUCUGCCCUUUUCUUCUCAAUCUGCACAUCAUCGGAAUUUACACUUCAGGACUUCAGCAAAAGAUGAUCAGCCGCUUCCUCCAGUGUGUGAAUCGCCCGCUGAGAGCCCGUGUGGUUCCUCAGACAGUUUUAGCUGCCCAGGGUCGAUGGACGAAGUGCUGGCCUCCUUAAGGCAUGACAGGGCCCCUCUCCAGAAGGUGCAAGCGCCCACUUUGUCCCCUCCCCGUGCCUCAGUCAAUGAGCACAUUCUGGCCGCCAUAAGGCAAGGAGUCAAACUGAAGAAAGUUCACCCUGACCUUGGCCCGAGCCCCAGCAAUAAACUCACCAGCGACCUGGAGAGGAGCAUCAAGGCGGCGCUUCAGAGAAUUAAGAGAGUAUCUGCUGACUCGGAGGAGGACGAUCGUGAUGAGCAGAACCCUGGCGAGUGGGACCAUUAGCCUCUUCGCCAAGGCCCAAGGCUUGUUCUGGAAAAGCAUGUGGAUGGGGUGCUGGUAGACUGGCCACAUAACACCCCGAAAGAUCAGCAGGGCUGGGUGUGUGAUGUCGCAGCUUUAUUUAACGCUGCAGCUCUUCAAGUCAGGGAAGGAAGGAGAGACGUGGUGCCUUUCACGCAUCUAAGAACACACGGUGAGCGCUGCUGGCAUAAGAAAAUGGUAGUUAUUGUUCACCACGGAUAAUCUAGAAUCAUUCCCUUAUUCUGAAAAACGUUUACACUGCUAUGGUAAACAGCACUACUGACCGUUCCUCCCGAGUGUGUGUAGUGGUUUCCUGGGAUUGAAAGGUUUGAAUGUGAACAUUAUUUUAACAAUAAUCCGAAUAAGUUGCUUAUAAGCAGGAAUUAUUUUAAAUAUUUUAAAGGAAAUGUAUUUCAUGUAUCAGGCAGUAUAUAAAUUCAUAAUAAAGAACUAUUUAUAAUGCA
Mesoplodon densirostris (Blainville's beaked whale) is the source of this 3108-nucleotide messenger RNA. It is a transcript of the gene WHAMM, whose product is annotated as WASP homolog associated with actin, golgi membranes and microtubules. Bases 89 to 2626 code for a protein of 845 amino acids. The transcript has 10 exons. Gene Ontology annotation, cellular component: endoplasmic reticulum-Golgi intermediate compartment membrane; cytoplasm. The record is from RefSeq and is a predicted model, not a curated record. Gene Ontology annotation, molecular function: Arp2/3 complex binding; actin binding. Gene Ontology annotation, biological process: endoplasmic reticulum to Golgi vesicle-mediated transport; Arp2/3 complex-mediated actin nucleation. NCBI's taxonomy places the organism in Eukaryota, Metazoa, Chordata, Mammalia, Artiodactyla, Ziphiidae.